AUGUGGUCCACAUUUUUCGUGUUUAUUAUGUUCGUAUAUUUCUGUUCGCUUUCAUGCACUGAAACAUCAAAACCAAAAUACAAAUUGAUAUCGGCACCUGUAGGUGACCGUGUUGUUUUGUCAUGUGGAAUCGGGGACAGUAAAUACCGUGUUUAUGAGUGGCUCGACAACAAAAAACCAAUGGAAUUUGCUACACAUAAUGUUACUAUGCACUCUAAUGGAAGUAUAGACUUUCGACUUCGAAUGGAAAAUGCAGAUAGAAUAUUUAGCUGUCGUUCGUACAAUUCUUAUCCGAACGGCACGAAUGACUCAUCUCUUAUUUUUGUGUACAACUUCGUACCAAUAGUUAAAGCAUUUCUUGCAGAGACAGUGCAUAAUGCUACUGUAGACUGGGGGUCUAUCUACAGAUUCCCAUGCAUUUUUGGAGGGACUGAUCCUAGAGAGAAUACAAUGAUACUCAAUAAUCAGAUUGUUGUUGAAAUGGAACAUAACAUUACCGAAGAUUCAAUUGUGGAGUGUAAAGUUCAGAAUUCCUUGGGUAUGGUGCAUGAUUUGGCCUACAUUACAGUUCGUCCUGAUUCUAAAGCUUGGGGAAUUAAACACGGAGUUUCAGAUCGACAUUCUUAUUGUCAGUCGUAUUCUACAAUUUUACCGAAAUCCUCCGUAUGUUAUCCAUUUAUAGAAAAUAUUGCUAAUGAAUACAAAGAACCUUAUUUAAUUUCACGAUCUCGUUUAUAUUCCAAUGAAAUCAGCAAUCAAGCUGUUAAAAAUCUGUUUACCAGCUGGGAUGAUUUACUAUCAUCUUCAAUGCAUUUAUCUCAAUCUAAUAAUUAUCUCAGUGAUUCUUUUAAAAGUUCAAAUACAUCCUUUAUAAAAUCAAAUCAUGUUGUAGAUGCGAUAAGUUUAUCUAAUAGUAGUAGCGCUGCAUGGAGAUGUAUUAAUUUGGCUAAGCAUUUAACUUGUGCUACAUCUUAUCCUCGAUGUGAAAUUACUAACACUGAUAGAAAAUCAACAUCUGUACUUGCCAAUUCAUAUACUGAAUAUCCUGUUUGUUUGAAACAUUGUCUCGCUGUUACAGGCCUAUUUUGCUUCUCCUCGUUAAAAAUCUUGAAUAAUUCAGCUUUGGAUAGACUUCUCGACAUUCAUCGGAAUGAAUCUUUAAUGAAUUCUGAUUUUGUAAAAACGGGUUGGUCAGAACUGAUCAAUGUGCCAGAAGCCAAAAAUCAAAGUCUUCCACUGAGUUUCUCCGAUCCAUUAGCCGGUGGGACAUCAAAUCCCUUUUACAUUUGUUCAUCUACUAAAAGUGAUAUUAUGUCUUUUGAACCGUAUAAAAAGUCUAUUUGCACUCGUUUACCUAUUGAUAACGAAAAUCCAACAAAUUCCAUUGGAGAAAGUAAGAAAACUCCUGAUGAACAAAAUGUUGAUUGCAUCAACGGCAAAGGGGAAAAUUACAGAGGUUUAGCUACUAUGCCAGAAUGUAAACCAUGGACUAAUCUGUUUGUUCUCGAUGAUAAUAUUCAGAAUCUACAACCUGGCAUUUGGCCUGGUUUUUACAGUUUAAAUAGUUUCACUUUCCCUAGAAGUUUAGGUCUUGAAGCCAGUUCGUCAGCCGUGUGUCGCAAUCCGUCUGGUUUGGCAUCAAGACCAUUCUGUUUAAGUCGAAAAGGCAACAAAGAAAAUUUUCCAGAUGUAUCUAUGAAGUCAAAGCCUAACCACUUGGAAGAAUGGUAUUUAACUUCUUGUUAUCAAAUUCCUCAGUGUUCAGAGACCAGUAACAACAGUGAUUAUCAUCAUAACUGGACCAUUGGUGAUGUAUCGCUUAGUGGUCUAGAAACAACAGAGGCUCAGCUACAGACAAUUAUCGCUUGUUCAAUUGUUGGACUGGUUAUUUGUUUAUUAAUCAUCGGUUGUAUAAUUUGGCUCAUAAAUCGUUGUUCUAGAAAAAAUAUUGAAAAAUCGGAUAUAUACUUUUCUCAAUUAGAUUUUGACAAGCCUCAUCUUACAGGAGAUGUAAAUAGUGUUAACGAAGAAAAUGAUGGAAAGAGACAAUUUUCUGAGCAUCUCUAUGAUUCUACAGAAAUUAACAAAGAAAAAUAUUUGGAGCGACGUAGAAAAUUAUUAACUCGUCGACGUAGACUUAGACAACUUAAUCCAUGUUCCAAAUGUAUUCUUGGAGCAUAUUAUCGUAUUGUUGACUUCACACAUUCAUCUCAUACAGCUAGUCAAUCCCAUUCAGUUUUUGCUGUUACACAAUAUACUGAAGAUAAAAACACGCCUUCAGUAUCUAAUCAAAAUGUUAUGACUAAUGUAUGCCAUAGUCGUUAUUUAUCAUCUGUUUGCCCAUGUUUCUGUUUAUCGAAUUUUCGCAAGAAAUCGAAACACGAUUCUCUCAAAAUGAUUCAAUUUGUACAUAGUUUUCCUGUAACUAAAAAUGAAUUGAUUGAUGAAGAGUUUGAGGCUAAUACAUUGGGAAUGCGAAUGGAUAAGUCAGUAGUUUAUGUGACCAAUGUGCCUACAAUUAUCUCACCUCCUAAAACAAUCGAUUCUUCACCAAAUACUUGUGUGAUCUGUGGAGUUGCUAGCAACCUUUUAUCAGAUACAUGUUCAUCUUGUCGUUGUUCUCAAAAUAAACAAACUGGUGUUCCGUCUGCAGUAACUACAGAUCAUCCUAUUAGUGGUGACUCUUGCUCAGAUAAUCACGUGUUGAUUGAUGACCAUGAGGUUGAUUCAGAGUUUUCUCCAACUACUCUUGGCUUGAUUGAAUCAUCCUAUUAUUCACUAUCAUCUGGGUCUGCUGAAUUAGGUUCUUCUAUAUUACCGGAAAAGUUAUUUAAUGUGGCCUCGAUGAAUCACUUGCUACAUCCAAAAUUUAAAUCACUGUGCUAUCCUCGCAAUCGUCUGGUUGAAAUAUGUUGUUUAGCUAAACGUGCAUUUGGUUGGAUCAUCUUAGUACAUGCUCCAAAUUUGAAUAAACUAGUCCAUAGAAGACGUUUGUUAAGUUUAACAACUUCAGAAAGACUGGGUCUUGUCUCUUCUAGUUCACAAGAAAAAGAAAAUACUAUUGACGUCCAGUCAUCUUCCGAUGAAUCAAAUAAUUGUAUUGCUGUACUGAAAAUGAUUCAAGGAGGUUCUAAUCUAAAGGCGGAAGCUAACUUCCUUCGUGAAGCUGAAAUAUUGGUUGAAUUACAGCAUAGAAAUAUUAUGCAAUUGUUAGGUGUUUGUAUUCCACUGGAACCACUUUCACUCCUUGUUGAAUAUAUGCCUUUUGGUGAUUUUUAUUCAUUUUUACGCCGAUACACCGGUGAAUCACCAGGAUACAAUUCUCUUGUAGGCACAGUCAACGGGGAAAUAGUAAAUUCAUAUAGUCAAACCUUGUUGCAGACUACAACGGUUCCUAAAAAGGAUUUCAUUAAUGAAUAUCCUACCAAUUUGAAUGUCAAAAUCCUCACUGAAAUGGUGAUUGAUGCUUGUGAAGCUAUGGUUUAUUUAAGCGAAUUGCAUUAUGUACAUAGAGAUGUAGCUACAAGAAGUUUUCUUGUUGGAAAAAAGUUAAUUGUCAAACUAUCAGAUUUUUCAAUGUGUAGACCAAUUCAACCUGGUGUUGAUUUUAUCUCUACUUCUAAUGAAUGUUUGCCGAUAAAAUGGUUACCUCUUGAAUCAAUUUUAGAAGGAAAGUUUCAUACAGAUACUGAUGUUUGGUCUUUUGGAGUUUUUUUAUGGGAAGUUUUCAGUUUCGCUGUCGAACCAUUUACUGAUCUAAGUCAUACAGAAAUUAUUAAACUUUUGGAACACGGUGAUCGUUUAACACGUCCAUCACAAUGUCCAGAAUAUAUUUAUCAGUUAAUGCUUAAAUGCUGGUCAGCUGAUCGUACAGAACGUCCAAAAUUCAUUUACAUAAGAAACUGCUUAAAAGAAAUCUUCAAAGAUCUGUAA
Molecule: messenger RNA, 3933 nt
Organism: Schistosoma intercalatum
Lineage: Eukaryota; Metazoa; Platyhelminthes; Trematoda; Strigeidida; Schistosomatidae
Source: the annotation of a GenBank genome assembly